CUGAGCGGAGCGGAGCGGAGCUGCCACCGCCCCAGCAGCCGCGGCCCUGUCCGUGGUGCUGCCCGGGAGCCCAGCCCAGCGCUCCCGAGCCCAGCGGCAGCCCCGGCAGCCCCGAGCAUCCUGUUGCGCUGGGUCCAAAGCGAGGAGCGGGGAGAAGCGUCUUCUUGGGAAAGAGCCUCUCGCCCUGGCUGAGCUGCGCUCCUGGAGCCGAGCAAUGGCUGCACUGCCACGGCUGGUUCGUGCCUCCUCGGUCGUGUUGGUGGUCUGGGCUGGUUUCUGUUCUGCAGUGUGUGUGGAAGUUCCAUCAGAGACAGAGGCUGUCCAAGGAACACACAUGAAGCUCCUCUGUAUCUCCUGCAUGAAGAGGGAAGAAGUCACAGCCACCACGGUGGUGGAAUGGUUCUACAGGCCAGAGGGUGGAAAAGAUGAACCUAUCUACAAGCACAAGAACUCCAACCAUGAGUUCCCAAGCCGCUUCAGUGGUCGGUUACAGUGGAACGGGAGUAAAGACAUGCAGGAUGUGUCCAUCACUGUGUUAAAUGUGACCUUGAACGAUUCUGGUAUCUACACCUGCAACAUCACCCGGGAGUUCGAGUUUGAGAUUCACAGACCUCUCUUCACAAGCUCCAGAGUGAUCCACCUCACGGUGGUGGAGGAGGCUGGAGAAGACUUCACCUCCGUCAUCUCUGAAAUUAUGAUGUAUAUUCUGCUGGUCUUCCUCACCUUGUGGCUGCUGAUAGAAAUGAUCUAUUGCUACAGGAAAGUCUCCAAGGCAGAGGAGGCCGCCCAGGAAAAUGUCACAGAUUAUCUUGCGAUUCCAUCAGAAAACAAGGAAAACUGUGCUGUGCCUGUGGAGGAAUAGCAGAGAGGAGUCAGCAGAAUGAGCAGCACCAAGGGGCUCUGAAGACAGAAGGACCGUGUCAUGCCAGCCAGGAUUGAGGGGGAGCUCUGCACUGUCAGGAGGAAAUAUGGGGAAGUGUAAAUUCUCUUCCAUAUGCCUUGGACCCUGUACAGCCUUGACUUUGGCCUCAUGACUCCAUCCUGAGCUGCCAGCCCAUUUGCUAAAGGACUCCUCUUUUGAAGCAUGCUGAGCAAAGGGCAGAAGGGUGUGGGCAGCACUGCUCCUUCUCAAGUUUCAAUCCCAUCACCACUAAUAGCUUCGUAAAUGUGAAGUGUCAUUUCUUAGCUGCUGUCACCACCACCUUUAUUUGCUAAAUAUGCUAGCUCUCCAUUGCAGAGGUGAAGGGUUUGUAUGCCCUGUUACUCUGACCUGCAGGACUGGGAAUGAGGUCAUCUUAAGGUGAUGUUCACACAUACGUUACAGCCCAAGCAGUCUUUUUGGUGUGAAAGGGGAAGAAUUGAAUGAAUUAGUUGUUCCUCGGUAGGUUGCUCUGGACUUGGGGCUGCCCAUGCACAGGCAGAAUUGAAAUUGUUGAAAAUGUGGAGUAGGAAGGAUGAGUUCCUGUGCCACGCUCAUGCUUUCUACUGAAGAGCACUCCUACUUUGGGAGGCUGUAUGACCUCAGUGUAAGAAUCCCCUGUGUCCCUCUUUCAUGUAGCAACUGUCAAAAUCCUGAGUUCCUCCCAUUUGCAUAGCAGGUUUCCUCCUCAAGUGAGAGACAGUGACAGGAAUAACCUGUGGAGCCACGCUCUGCCACAACAGGCAGGCCAGUGGACAGGGUGUGGAGUGUGCCUGUUACUGGGGAAACCCCUGAAAGGAAGGCUUAAUGGAAGGAGGCAAGCCAAGUAAAUAGUAUGCACAGCCCUCCUGGGAAAAGGAGGGACAGCUUUGUAAAAUGGGAGUACUUUUUGUGUCUGCGACAGCCUUCUCGUACUACAGUGUUAGCACCACCUAGAGGAACAGACAGAAAACGCUGGUUUUUCCCUAGUUAAUCGUAAUUCUUUCUUGUGACAAGAAAUCACCGGUUUGAAUAAUCAGCAUUCAUUGUAAAUUAUUCCUGACUGCCUGGGAAUCACACUGGAAGUUCCAUGUUUCCUGUGCAAGCUUACCUUUUUGAUUGUGGUGGAUUAAGCAGAGUAAAAUCUGUUUUCUGGCCUCCAAUGUAGAUCAGUUGAGCUCAACAACUAGGAUUAUGAGAAGAAGAAAAAAAAAAGGCAGGAACCUUGGCCAGGGUGGAAUUGUUUUGUAAGACAAAAUGGGGGGGGGGGGGGGUUGUUUUCUCAUCCAGCAGAUGUUGUUGCAUCCCUGCUGCAAUGGAGCCUGUACUGCUUGCAAGAGUUGUCAAAUUUUGCUACACUGACUGCUUCUAAAUAGUUACAACGUGCUUGUGAACCAAGGCAUGCUUCCCACGAUGGAAUUUCCUCUGCUUUGUUCUGCUGCUUUUUAUGUGCUGCUAAAAUCACUGAAAUUACUCCGUUUGUAAGUCAGGCCGGGGCCAGAUUUCUAACUGGCAGUUGUUCAAAAUUCCUUUUUUUAGAGUGUGUGUCAACUUUAGUAACUACUACAAUGCAGUCUUCUCAGUAGGAUCGUUCUCGAGUCCAGAACCGAGUCUGGCAACCCGAGCACGUUUGCCAGACGGAGCACACGUCUAGUCUGGGCACCAGUUCCUUAAAACCUAGUAUCCAAAAGGGGAAAAAGCAGGUCCUCUUCUAAUCCAGCUGGAUGUCUUCAUUCUCCCUAGGCCAACUUGCCUGAUCUCAGGGCAAUUUUGAGAAUAAUCCUAACUCUUAAAUCCACAGCACCAGAGGAGGGGACUAGAUUGUAACUCCAAUUUCCGUCACGGACCACGACAGUGAAGCCCACGCUGAAUUUUUAGGUAAGGUCUUGUAACCUCUCUCCCACUUCAGCUCUGCUCCUCAGUCCCCAUGGAGCACUGUUAACCUUCUGGUGUCAUAAUGUUUAGUCAAAAAAAGGAGUAAGGAGAGAACUACUUGAGAGCUACCUCAGGUAGAAAAGAAAGGCCAGUGUCUAGUUGUGUGGCAUCUUCUGACGAUGCUUUGUUUGGGAUGUAUCUUUCACUUUUCCAGUUCCUGCAGACAGAUGUGACUAUUGCCCUGUGUUAUUCUAGGCAGGAGAGAAUGGUAUGUACGUUUUGCUCAAGAUUCUCACAGAAAAAAAACCGAACAAAUUGUUUGGGAUUGGGAAAAAUUGGGAUUUUUCAAGGGUGGUGUUAAAGACAGGCUGUGUUCUGGAAGAAACGGUCCUGGUUGGUCUCUGGAAAGGCUCUCUCUGUGUUUGGAAAGGACAGAAGAGACUUUAGCAUAGGCAGGAGAAUAAAGAGAACAAAGUACUCACGA
Apus apus (common swift) is the source of this 3257-nucleotide messenger RNA. It is a transcript of the gene SCN3B, whose product is annotated as sodium voltage-gated channel beta subunit 3. Gene Ontology annotation, biological process: ventricular cardiac muscle cell action potential; sodium ion transport; regulation of heart rate by cardiac conduction. Gene Ontology annotation, cellular component: voltage-gated sodium channel complex. Lineage: Eukaryota; Metazoa; Chordata; Aves; Apodiformes; Apodidae. The transcript has 6 exons. The coding region runs from base 215 to 862 and encodes 215 amino acids. Gene Ontology annotation, molecular function: sodium channel regulator activity. The record is from RefSeq and is a predicted model, not a curated record.